CUUGUUACCGGUACACUUCUUUCUCGCUGCCUACCUGCUAUGUAAUUAGGUAGUCAGAACACAGAACGCCUUUCACAGAGUAUACACCUUUCGCCUCGCCUGAUAAUAGGCUGCUUUAAUGGAGGGUUGCAGACCGGCAGUUCCAUUGGCCAGUUGGCUACUCAGUUUUCAUUAUCUUGGAGUUGGGUGAUGCUACCUACCACACGCCACCGACGUGAUGUUCCGCUGCACGAAUAAUAUGCACUUCCUCACAACGCCAUGUCCCAUAUCUACCCCUCCAGAUAUCUCUUGAGCGUAAGCUACAUAUGUAGCUAUUUUCCCCUCAUCUUCGUAAAUCUAGCUAGGUACGAACGUCGGAAUGUGCUAAUAUAGCUGUGACGCCUCUGCCAUCAACUUAUCUUAAUCGUACUAAGAGCGCCGUUAUCGUUAAAUAAAUUUUGAACUAUCAACCAGCCAUGCCUCAUGCGGAGGAGAAAUGUCGUGAAUUUACGCCGGAGCUAUACCCCCCUUUCCCCGACGAUACCCUCGUCAUCGACUUACCUAUCGUCGCUCUGUCAAAGCUGCUUAAUGGCAACGUAGCAGAGCAAGAUAAGGUAUUCGAGGCUUGCACACGACGUGGGUUCUUCUACCUCGAGCUCGGGGGUUGCGACGCUGGAGAGACUAUCCUCAACGGCGCAGGGAAGAUUGCGGCGGUGUCGGAGGGCGUCUUUCGGCUACCUCUAGAGGAGAAAAUGCGAUACAAGCAAGGAAAGCAAAUAUUCGGAUACAAAUGGGCCGGUUCGUCAGUCGGCGACCAGGCCGGAACUCGGGAUACGGCUGAGUUUUUCAACGUCGCCCAGAACGACAUGAUGGCACCCGACGAUCGCAUGAGGCGCCCUUGGCCCUCUGAGAUCAUGGAGAGCAAGCCGCUGUUUGCGUCGUAUUCGGAGAGCGCGCACUUUAUCGGGAUGACGGUCCUGUCCGUUCUCGCAGAAAGGCUUGGCAUUGACCCCUCCGAGUUUGCGAACCGCCAUAGGAUCGAGGAGCCCUCGGGCGACCAUGUGCGCCUUACGCGUGGCCCACCAAGAGUGGUGGAGGAAAUGGCCGAAGUGCAGACGCCAUCACACACAGACGGUGGCACAAUCACGAUCCUAAUGAACUGGCUCGGCGGCCUCCAAGUAUGGUCCGAGUCCGCGCGGAAAGCCCAGCUGUGCAACGGCCAACCAGACGUGCCGGGGGAAUGGCAGUGGGUGAAACCGCAAGCUGGGUGCGCCAUCGUCAACCUCGGCGACGCCGCUGUGAGGUUCUCCGACGGCAGGCUGUGCGCUGGCCGGCACCGCGUGAUCCCGGCGCCCGGUGUGCAGGGGCGGUGGCCGCGGUAUAGCGUUGUGUACUUUGUUCGGCCGGAAGACUGCUGCGUCAUGACGAGGAUCAAGAGAAAGGAUAGCACGGAGGAGGAGGAAGAGGAGGGGGAGGAUGGGGGAGAGGGAGAGCGGUUGACGGCUACGGAGUGGAUUUACAAGCAAACGUUGGCGUUGGGGAAUAAUUUAGAUGGCGAUUAGUGGAAGUGAUAGGUUGAGAUGAUGGUUCUUUGGGGAAGGGGGGUACGAUUAGUGCCUACUGGGUACAUGAGGCAGCACCUUAGGCUAGGUAAUUUAUCAUAUUACGCUCCAGUCUAGUAGCCUUAGGAUGCUUGAUAUGAAUCACAGUGCUGUUGAGGAUCGAGGUAAAAUUUAGAAAAAAGAUAUUGGC
Messenger RNA from Hypoxylon fragiforme, 1731 nucleotides. RefSeq names its product putative oxidoreductase. The record is from RefSeq and is a predicted model, not a curated record. The coding region runs from base 456 to 1541 and encodes 361 amino acids. The transcript has 2 exons. Gene Ontology annotation, molecular function: dioxygenase activity. Lineage: Eukaryota; Fungi; Ascomycota; Sordariomycetes; Xylariales; Hypoxylaceae.